ACGGGGACGGCCCGGGGCGAUGGCACCGAGCACCGGGGUAAUGGGCCGCCCCGGGGCGAGCGCUCCCGGCCACUGCCGAGGUGCGGGAUAAUGGAGCCGCUCGUUCACGCUCCGAUGCUGCUCCAGAGGAUCGAUGGCCUCCGCGGGAAAGCACCCGGCGCGGGAAGACGGCCUGGUCUCUCGGCGGCGACGCUGGAGGUGCACGUGGCGAGCGGCUCCGUGUCCGCCGUGGAAGGGCGGCGGGCGGUCCUGCCCCUCUGGUACACCAGCCGCUCGCAGAAGAAGCCCUACGUCACCUGGGCGCUGCACAAGCCCGACGCCAGCCCUUUCCAGAUCUUGAGCUACCUGGACGGGGUGGUGAAGGUGGAGGAGACGUACCUGAAAUCCCGCGUGAGCUUCCUCUACCCCAUGCUCUCGCACAACCUCUCGGUGCUCAUCAACGGCACGCAGGAGCAGGACGCGGGCCAGUACGUGUGCACCGUCAACGUGGCUGACGACGCCAGCGGCACGGGCAAGAACAUCGGCGUCAUCAACCUCACCGUCCUGGUGCCACCGGCCGCCCCGGCUUGCCGGCUCCACGGCAGCACCGCCGUGGGGGGCAACGUGACGCUGAGCUGCGCCUCGCCCAAGGGCAAGCCGCUGCCCGCCUACCAGUGGCAGCGCGCGGCGCCCGCCGCCCAGGUCUUCUUCGCGCCGAUGCAAGACAGCGUCAAGGGGACCCUCAAGCUGACCAACCUCUCGACGGACAUGUCGGGCGUCUACGUGUGCGUGGCGGAGAACCGGGCCGGCUCGGCCGCCUGCAACGUCACCCUGGCGGUGCUCUCGGCAGGCAGCAACGCGGCCGUGGUCGCCGGCGCCGUGCUGGGUUCCCUCGUGGGCUUCGGCCUCCUCGUCUUCCUCGGCCUGCAGCUCCGCGUCUACCGGCGGAAGAAGCGGGACGGGCAGGAGGAGGCGGCCAACGAGAUCAAGGAAGACGCCGUUCCCCCCAAAACGCUCUCCUGGGCCAAGAGCGCCGCUUCGGACGUCGCCUCCGCCACCAGCACCCUCUCGUCGGCGGCGGCGCCCGGCGCCCGCCCCAAGCUCGCCGGCGCCCGAGCCCCUUCGGACGACGGCGGCGGCAUCGCUCCGCCCGCGGCUCCGGCGCCGCCGGCGGCCAACGGCACCGCCGGAGCCCGCGACCGGCGACCCGAGGGGCCCCCGCGGCGCCGGGCGCUGCCCGCCGGCGGCCUGGCCCGCAUGGGCGCCGUGGCCGUCAUGGUGCCCGCGCAGAGCCAGGCCGGCUCCCUGGUGUGACCCCCCCCCCCCCAAAAAAAAAAAAACUUUCCUCCCUCUCCUUGUUUUUUUUUAACCUUUUUCCCCCUUUUUUCUCCCAGCUUUUUUAACACGGGGCUUGCGCUUUUGUAACGGACCCCCAAAACCGUGUAUAUCACUUAUAUAUAUAUUUUUGGGGGGGGGGGGGUUAGUUGUAGGAUACUAACGGCUCGUGCAGCCCCCGGGCGAGGGCAGAGGUUUCCUGUGUAUUUUUUUUUUCUUUUGUUUGUUUUUUUUUUAAUAUAUGAUGUAAAAUGUGAUAUUUUUCAUAAAAGCAUUAAAAGCGUUUGGGGCUCGGGA
Rhea pennata is the source of this 1611-nucleotide messenger RNA. It is a transcript of the gene ESAM, whose product is annotated as endothelial cell adhesion molecule. Gene Ontology annotation, molecular function: cell-cell adhesion mediator activity. NCBI's taxonomy places the organism in Eukaryota, Metazoa, Chordata, Aves, Rheiformes, Rheidae. Gene Ontology annotation, biological process: homophilic cell-cell adhesion. The transcript has 7 exons. The record is from RefSeq and is a predicted model, not a curated record. Gene Ontology annotation, cellular component: adherens junction; plasma membrane. Bases 91 to 1293 code for a protein of 400 amino acids.